Schistocerca nitens (vagrant locust) is the source of this 2766-nucleotide messenger RNA. Its product is annotated as NFX1-type zinc finger-containing protein 1-like. Lineage: Eukaryota; Metazoa; Arthropoda; Insecta; Orthoptera; Acrididae. Gene Ontology annotation, molecular function: helicase activity. Gene Ontology annotation, cellular component: nuclear RNA-directed RNA polymerase complex. The transcript is spliced from 2 exons. The record is from RefSeq and is a predicted model, not a curated record. The coding region runs from base 136 to 2766 and encodes 876 amino acids. Gene Ontology annotation, biological process: regulatory ncRNA-mediated heterochromatin formation.
UGUGAUGAUGUGUAGUAGCUCAAGUAACACGAUGAAGAGUAUGUGAAGCAUUAGCAUAUUAUAUUCGUCUUCUGACACUGCUUCAAUGCAUCUGUAGGUCCGUGAAAAGCGACUUUGUGAGUUGGGGCAAGCAUUAUGGAAAGUUUGUCAGACAAACUUUUCUCUGCACUUGACAAUGCCAAUAGAGAAAGCAGAACAGAACACAAAACAGAACAUAAGUCUCUUCCACAAAACAAAUUUGAACCCAAAGAGAGGAGGCAAGACAGACUUUCUUCUACUACUGUGCCAACAAGGCAAGGAAACUACGAGAGAAAAAAGAGUAUUGUAGAAUCAAAUGUUCACAGCAGAUUACCUUCAAAAUUGAAAGUUGGAAAUUUUCCACAGUGUUUUGGAACCAGUGCAAGUCACCCUGGAAAUUCCAGUCUUUUGCCCCUGGAUGAAGGGCAAAGACAAAGUGCUGAUCGAUGGAAGUCUCAUGACAGUCUCUCUAAUUCAGAAAAAAAUAAUAUGAGAGUUGGUGGAAAAGGUUCAGAUGAAACUCCUUUUAAGUUUAUUAGGAAUAAAUCACAAUUUGAAGACAGGCAGAAAUCUUCUACAUCAAUUAAAGGAACUGGAUAUAAAUUUCUGGAAAACCUUCUUGAAAAAGAUCCAAUGGAAGUAGUUGUAAAAUUAGCAAGCUCCAAAAUAGGAUUCACUGAAUUUUUAAAAAAAGAAAUGUCCCCAGAUGUAAUACACCUUACAUUAAGGCUACUUGCUGAAAAAGUGUGUGUAGUUGGUUUCCAACGCAACAAAACAACUGUUUUGAUUGCAGCAUGCAAACCACACUUCUUAAGCCAACUAGAAAAAGAAAUGAACAAGGUCCCAACAGAACACCACUCAAGGAAGUCUAAGAUACUUCCAUUCUUAGAAAAUCUUCUAAUAUUUUAUGCAACAGUUGUUAAUGUGCUUCCACAGACAGCAUGUGAAAAGUUCAAGAAUCUCUUUGUUAUGACUGAAUUGUCCAUAGAAGGUGCGCAAAGGUACCAAAGUAUAAACUGUGAUGAUAUUAAGAAGAAGUUCGAAUGUCUUAAGGCCCAGCUUAGAAGUUUGAUAGAAGAAAAUGAACGUAGUUCAAUAAAACAAAGUAGCAAAAUGGGGCAGGUUCAAUAUUUGCAGCCCCCUGAUAAUUUCAGAUACUGUAGCAUAUUCCCCACUGCUGAAGAUUUUGCUAGUAAACCAUUUUUACGACCUAGCAUCAUCAAGGGAGCAUAUAUUGAUGUUGAACAUUACCUAGAUGUUCAGUUUCGCUUGCUGUGGGAAGAUUUUGUGGGCCCCUUACGUGAGGGUAUAUCACAGUAUACGGAACAUUCUCUCCAAGGGCAGAAAAGAUUUAAGAGGAUUGAAAAUGUGCGAAUAUAUCAUGAUGCUUUAUUUUUAAAUACUGUGACUGUUAAAGAAAAAAUAGGUGUGGUACUAAAUUUUGAUACUAAAAAGAAACUGAGAAAUGUUCCUUGGGAGCAUUCCAAACGUUUUAUGUUUGGUUCAUUGUUGUGUUUUACCCAUGACAAUUUUGGUACCUUCUUUUUCGGUACAGUUCUUAAGAGGGACAAGAAACAACUAGAAAAUGGUUGUGUUGUCGUUGAACUUAUUGACGGGAUAGAUAUUACUAUAUUCGAAAGAGCAUAUACAGUGGCAGAAAGUGAAGUUUAUUUUGAACCAUACCGACAGGUAUUAAAUGCAUUGCAGACUAUGCCCUUUGCUGCAUUUCCAAUGAAGCGUUAUAUUGUUGAUGGAAUUACAGAAGUGGCUUUGCCCCAGUACAUACGUGCAAAAUCUGAUCCAGUAAUAUACAAAAUUGGCAAGUUCAAAGUACCUAUAACUGAAAUGGACACUUGGCCUACAGAAGAUGAAUUGAAGUUGGACAUUUCACAGUAUAAGUCAUUCCGAACUGCUUUGACCAAGGAUUUCGUUAUAAUACAGGGUCCACCAGGAACAGGAAAAACUUUUCUUGGUUUGAAGAUAAUAAAAACUUUUCUUGACAACCAAAUUGUUUGGAACACAAACCGUAGACCUAUUCUUGUGGUGUGCUACACUAACCAUGCAUUGGACCAAGUCCUUGAAGGAACUUUAAAAUACACAGGAAAAAUAAUUCGCGUUGGUGGCCAGUCACAGUCAGAAGCUCUAGAGGAAUACAAUCUGAAAGAAGUUCGACGGAAUCGUGUGGUGAGCGUGUCUGCAAUAUCUAGCAGGGAGAUAAUCUUUGAAAUGCAAAAUGUUAUUAGUCAAAUUCGUUCUUUGCAAGAACAUCUAGAGAGAAUUGCUGACAACAAUACGAUAAUCAGCAUUUCUUCUUUGAAGGAAAUGGGAAUUACUGUUGAACAGCUUGGAUCGUUUAUGGUUGAUCACAUAGUCAGUGAUGAGAUUUUCAUUGAAUGGUUGAAGGGAGAUGGACAUGAAAAUCCAGAUAGUCUGUUUCAGCAGGAUGAUCCUAAUGCUGGUAAUAUUUCAAUUCUUGAAGAUUUACCUUGUGAAAACAAUAAUGAUAGUGAUAAUGAUUUUGAAGAUGAGUAUGAAGAUGAUUACAACAAUGCUGAUUUAUUCAGUGAUGAAUAUGGUCUGAUAAUGCAAACAGUAGACACAAUAAAAUUAAAAUAUGCCCUGGAUCUAUCACAUCUUAUUAUGGAUGUUCAGCACUAUAAACAGCGGCUGGAAAAUUGUGGAGCUAACAUAGAAGAUUAUGUGAAAUAUCAGCAGUUGUGGAUGUAUUGUGUGGGCCUUUACAGGUAA